CGGAACCGGAAACGCGAUCCUAGGACACUGAACCUGGAAUCCGCCCCGGGCGACGGGCCAAUGACAGCCCGGGAUCGCAGGGCCGCUCCGGGCCGGGACUUCCUGCGUUCCAGGUCAGCCAGCCCGGCCCGUGCAGCGGAUCGCGCGCCCGCGUCUCCCUCCCUUUUCGGAGCUAGGUGGCCGAGAUCGGGGGAUGGGCCCCUGCUCCGCCCGGCGCCCCGGAGACGCAGGUCCGCCAGGUCCGCCCGCGCCUCGCUUCCCGCACGCCGGGAUCAGCCGGGAGCCCCAGGCCCGCCGUGCCCCGGGGUCAGGUGAAGCUGUUCGGUACCCGCCGACUCGGCUGCGAGCCCCGGCACUGAUGGCGGCAUUAGGCGCUGAUCCGUCUCCGGCGGCUCCGCUGCGAGCCGGGGCAGCGAUGGUGGUGGCGACGGCGCUCAGGGCCCCGGCACAGGGCUGUGUGACCUUUGAGGACGUGACCAUUGACUUCUCCCAGGAGGAGUGGGGGCUCCUUGAUGAGGCUCAGAGGCUUCUGUACUGCGAUGUGAUGCUGGAGAACUUUGCCCUUAUAGCCUCGCUGGGUCUGACGUCUUUCAGGUCUCACGUAGUUGCCCAGCCGCAGAUGGGGGCAGAGCCGUGGGUGCCUGACAGGGUGGACAUGACAUCAGUCAUGGCAAGAAGGGCGUACAGUGGACUUGUCUCUGGUUUUGGCUGUGGAGCCGAGGGUGAGCGUAGUGUGUCUGCAGAAGGAGUGUCACAGGACAGGAAGCUCAAAGAGGCUCUGUGCAACCAGAAAAACUACUCCCGUGACGCACGUGGCCUGCCCUUGAAAGACGUUUCGCACCUGACCGAACACCAGGCAACACUUCCCAGGCAGAAACCAGAUGCGUGUGAGGCUACUGGGAGAGGGUCAGAGUCCAGUACAAACCUUCAGCAGCAGCAGAACAUAGACAAGCCUGGCAGAAGGGUUGAGGACAGGGCCUCCCUUGUGAAGACCUGCAGAGAUGACACAUCAAAGGAGCCUCUCACAGUCAGGGCGGUUGGGAAGGACUUCGCGGGCGGUAGGGCCACAUCCGGCUUUCUCCAGCGCCAGGUCGUUCACAGAGUGGAGGAGCCUCCCCAGAGCACUGGCCCACAAAGUCACAACAAGUGCAGUGAAUUUGGGAACGCUUUCCCUGACAAGCCCGCACCUGUUCGGCACCAGAGAACCCACACUGGGGAAAGGCCUUUUGAGUGCAACAGAUGUGGGAUAUUCUUUAGCCACGCCUCCGGUCUCUCUCAGCACCAGAGAGAUCACAAUAGAGGAAAGCCUUAUGAGUGCUCCGAAUGUGGGAAGUUCUUCAGCCGACACUCUAGUUUCAUGAGACAUCAGAGAGUUCACACUGGGGAAAGCCCUUAUGUGUGCAGCGAAUGUGGGAAGUUCUUUAGCCAAAGCUCCAACCUCAUUCAGCAUAAGAGGGUGCACACUGGAGAGAAGCCUUAUGAGUGCCGUGAGUGUGGGAAGGCCUUCAGCCAGCACUCCAAUCUCAUUCAUCAUAAGCGGGUCCAUACAGGCAGAAGCGCGCAUGAGUGCAGAGAGUGUGGGAAGUCUUUCAACUGCAACUCCAGCCUCAUUAAGCACUGGAGGGUUCACACUGGAGAAAGACCUUAUAAGUGCAAUGAAUGUGGGAAAUUCUUCAGCCGCAUCUCCAGUCUCAUCCAACAUCAGAUCAUCCACACUGGUGAACGGCCUUACCGGUGCAGCGAAUGUGGGAGAUCCUUCAUCUGGAGCUCUGACCUCAUGAAGCAUCAGAGAGUCCACACUGGGGAGCGGCCUUAUGAGUGCAGCGAAUGUGGGAAAUUGUUUAGCCAGAGCUCCAGCCUCCAUAGCCAUCGGAGACUUCACACUGGGGAACGGCCUUAUCAGUGCCCUGAAUGUGGGAAAUUCUUUAAGCACAGCUCCAGCCUUCAUAGCCAUCGGAGACUUCACACUGGUGAGCGGCCUUAUGAGUGCCUCGAAUGUGGCAAAACCUUCAGCAAGAGGGCUACCCUUGUCCGGCACCAGAAAAUUCACACAAGAGAAAAGAGUGCGGAGAAUGUGCAUCCUCCCCCAGCACAACAAGGUGCACAGGUGAUAAGCUCUGAGAACAGUCUUGAUGAGGGGGCCAUCAGCCAGAGGGUGAACCUUGUUCAUCCCAAUGUCCACAAUGGGCAGAGUCCCUAUGAAUGCUAGUUUUGCUGGAAGCUUUCUGGAACAAAGUAGCAUUUUUCUCACCAUGGACUCUACCAGAGCCUCGCCACUGUGAGUGUUUGAGGUAGAAGCCAUGGAGCUCUGGCAGGUCUCCAAGAAUAUGUGUCAGCCAGUCCCUGUGUUUGGACCUCUUCCUUUUCUGAGAGGGAAUCCUGAGUAGCCUGAGGCCAAGGAAGAUGUCAUUCCUUCCCUCUGUGACCAGCGUAGCUAUGGACAUGACCCAUCUUUGACUGUGAAGACCUGAGCUGGGUUCUGCUGGCAGCUUGCAGAGAAGGUUUCCCUUCUUUCAAAGACAUGGCUGAUCUCAUAUGAUGCCCAUAAUGGAUUUAUCCAGGCUCCACAUUACCCAUCCCAACAAGCACCUACUUUACAUUGCCUUAAUGAUCAAGCCACCUUUAAUCAGAUUGUUUUGAUCAUUGGGAAGUGGGUUGAGAACACAGUUGAGGUCUACCAAUCGAAAAGGGUUUCUAAAUGUAUUGCCUCAGAGGAAGAGCAGAAUGGUGGAAAGAAAAUAGCUCUCGGUCCAGAUUUGGCCUCCAUUGUGUUGCUACUCAAGGUCUCCUGGGAAUGAUGGUAGGAUUUUGUGGGCCUAAUGUUGGGAUCUGAGUGGCGGGUAUUUUUGUGAGCCAGAGAUGACCCUGAGGAUGGGGCAGUUAUGACAACCUCCUCUGCAUCUGGGAGCGGUAUGAAUAGGGCCCCAUGUUUCCACAGAAUGCCUCACAUUCCCUAGCACUGUUAAGUAUACACUGUUUACCUGACAUCUGCCAAGGAGCCAUUUGCCUUGAAGUUUACCAUCUGGUAUUCAGGUGUCCUGUUAGGUUUACUGGCCCAAUUGAGACCAUAAUUGGUAUGGAAACACUGGGUGUGAGACUAGAAUAGCCGAGUCUGUAGCAAGCUAAAGCGAAUGUACCUGUUCUAAAAGUACAUCCACAAAUAUUCCUUUCAAUGUGACUGUGCAGGAUUCAGGCUUUGCAGAAAUUCUCAGGACCUCCAGACCUCUGUUCUAUGACUUAGGUCACUGACAGAGCAAAUAUCUAAAGAUUUUGUGGGUAAUAAGGCUCCCUGCACUUUUCGUGCCACAGCUGUUGCUGCUUUGGCGGGAGAAUGGGGCUGAGAGAAGGCAGAUCUGUACUCCAGGGGUGCAGCAUUUGUAACAUAGCCAUUUUUCCUGCCAAGGCAUGAGAGAGAAAGAGUCAAUGUAGGAUUGCCAAAUCCUCUAAUUUUCUGACAUGAAUGGGAGAUGAGAUUUUUAUGUGCAACAAUUUCUUUAAAUGCUUUGUUGAGAUACAGUUGUCAUUCAACAGUCAAACGUAUUUGAUGUGCACAGUUUAAGAAGUUUUUCAGUAUGUUUGCACUCAGGGAACCAACACCAGAACCAUGACAAUGGACCUAUCCGUCACCCACAAAGCUACCUCAUGGCUUUUACUAUUCCUCCUUGCCUUCCCAGUAAACCAUUGAUUUCCUUUUCUUUCUUUUUUUUUUUUUAACUACAGAUUUGUUUGCCUUUCUUAGAAUUUUAUACAACUGGAAUCAUAAAGUAUUUAUACCUUAUUUUUGGUCUAUUUUCUUUCACAACAUAAUCAUCUGGAGAAUUAUCCAUGCUGUAUGUGUGAACGGGUCAUUCUUCUUGCUAUUGCAUAGUGCUUUCGAGUGAAUUCAUCAAAAUUUUUUAUGCUUUAUUUUUUAAAUUAAAAAAUUUCUGGGAAAAUACACAUAACAUAAAAUUUACCAUCCAGACCAUCUCUAAGUGCCUAGUUCAGGAGUAUUAAGUACAUUCAUAUUGUACAGCCAUCACCACCAUUCACAUCCCGAGCUCUUUUCAUCUUGCAAAACCAAAAGUCUGUAGCCAUUAAACAAUAACUCCAAAGUCUCUCCCUGCUGCCAAGCCCCUGGAAACUGCCGUUCUACUCUCUGUCUCUCUGAACUUGAUUACCCCAGGUACCUCCUAUGAAGAGAGUCAUCUAGUAUUUGUCUUUUUGUGGCUGGUUUAUUUCACUUAGUAUAAUGUCCUCAAGGUUCAUCCGUAUUUUAUGCCAUGUGUCAGAAUUUCUUUUUAAGGCUGAAUAAUAUGCCAUUGUAUUUCUGUGCCAUAUUUUUGCUUAUUCACUCAGCUGUUGAUGGUUAUUUGGUUUACUUCCACCUUUUAGCUGUUGUGAACCAUGCAGCUGUGAACAUGGGUGUACAAAUAUGACGUGAGGUUCAAUCCCAGGACCCCGAGACCACUACCCAAGCCGAAGGCAGCAUCCCAACCCACUGAGCCUCCCAGGUGCCCCACUAAUUAUAAGUUUAUUCAGUUAUUCUCUUCAUGGUUUAGUCUUGAUAGGAUUUGUGUUUCUAAGGAUUAUCUAUUUCAUCUAGGUUCCAUUUUUUUGUGUAUGUGUGUACGAUUGUUCAACGUACUCUCAUAAUCUUUAUUUCUGUAGAAUUGGUAGUAAUGUCUCCACUUGUAUUUCUGAUUCUAGUAAUUUGAGUCUUCUCUCUUCUUUUAGUCACUCUAGCUAAAGAUUGGUCAAUUUUGUUAACUUCAUGAAGAACCGUCUUUUGGAUUUGUUUGUUUUUCUCUAUUGUUUUUCUAUUCUCUAUUUUUAAAAAUCUCUCAUCUUUAUUAUUUCUUAACUUUGUCUACUCUUGGUUUAGUUCUUUUUCUAGUUCUCUAAGUUGCAAAGUAAGGUUGUUGAUUUGAGAUCUUUCUUCGUAUAAGCCUUCUUCCUUCCCUCCCUCCCUCCCUCCCUUCCUGUGCACGUGCCCAUAUGGGCAGGAGGUGGAGGGGAGGAAGAGAGGAAAAGAAUCUUAAGCAGACUGUGCAUGGAGUGUAAAGCUUGACCUGGGGCUUGAUCUCACAAUCCUGAGAUCGUGACCUGAGCCAAAAUCAACAGUUGGACACUUAAACGACUGAACCACCAGAUGCCCUGUGUUUUUGUAUUCUUUCAUCUUGGGUGUUUUCUAAUAUUCCAAGUGAUUUCUCCUUUGUUCCAUUGAUUGUUUAAGCAUGCAUUAUUUAAUUUCCACAAAUAUGUGAAUUUUCCAAUUUGCCUUUUGUCAGUUUCUAACUUCAUCCUUUUGAGAUUACAUAGUUUGUAUAAUAUCUUUUGAAACCUAUUAAGCUUUAAUUUGUGACCUAAUGUGGUCUAUCAUGGAAAUGUCCCAUAUUGCACUUGAGAACAAUGUUUUCUCUUGAUGGUGGCUAGAGUAUUGUGUACAUUUCUGUUAGAUCUGAUUGGUUUAUUGUGGUGUUCAAGACCUUUAUUUUCUUAAGGACUCUUUUCCAUUAUUGAGAGCAGGAUAUUUAAGUCUCCAACUACGGUAAAAUUGUUUUUUCCUGUCAGUUUUUGAGUUUUAUAUUUUCUUGGUCUGUUAAUAGUUUUAUAAAUGUUUAUCGUUGUUAUACCUUUUGCCAUAUAAAACCUUUUAUUAGGAUAGAAAAAUGUCCAAAUUUAUAUUGUAUACUUACUUGUAUGGAAUGUUUUUCCAUCCUUUCACUUUCCACCUACUUGUGUCUUUGGCUGUAAAGUUAGUCUCUGUAGACAGUAUAUAGUUAGAUAAUUUUUUUUUAAAGAUUUUAUUUAUUUAUUUGCCAGAGAAAGAGAGGGAGAGAGAGAGCGCGCGCAAACGAGCACAGGCAGACAGAGUGUCAGCAGAAGCAGAGGGAGAAGCAGGCUCCCGGCCGAGCAAGGAGCCUGAUGUGGGACUCGAUCCCAGGACGCUGGGAUCAUGAACUGAGCCGAAGGCAGCUGCUCAACCAACUGAGCCACCCAGGUGUCCCUUUUUUUUUUUUUUUUUAAAUAUUUUAUUUAUUUAGUUAGAUAAUUUUUUAAACAUCCAUUGUGUCAGUCUGUGUCUUGCUUGGAGAGUUUAAUCCAUUUACAUUGACAUAAUUACAACGAGGGAUUUACUUCUGUGAUUUUGCUAUUUGUUUUCUCUGUGGCUUUUUUGCCCUCCAUUUCCUAUAUUACUGUCUUUUGUAUUUUUAUUUUUUUAAUGUGAAGUGUUUUAAUUCCCUUCUCAUUUCUAUUUGUGUAUAUUCUAUCACUAUUUUCUUUGUGGUUACCGUGGAGAUUAUCUUGAAUAUUCAAAAAUUAUUGACACUCUGGGGUGCCUGGGUGGGUCAGUGGGUUAAAGCCUCUGCCUUCGGCUCAGGUCAUGAUCCCAGGGUUCUGGGACCGAGCCCCACAUGGAGCUCUCUGUUCAGCGAGGAGCCUGCUUCCCUUCUUUUCUCUCUGCCUGCCUCUCUGCCUAAUUGUGAUCUCUGUCAAAUAAAUAAAUAAAAUGUUUUUUAAAAUUUAUUAACACUCUAAGUUGAAUUUAUAUCAACCUAACUUCAAUACCAUACAACAACUCUGCUCCCAUGUAAUUCCAUCCCCAACUCUUUCAGUUAUUGAUACUGAUACUAUACAUUUUAUGUCCAAAACAUAGGCUAAUGGCUAAUGAUUGUUCUUAAAAAUGCACAAGCUGCAUGAACUUUUUUAAAAAGAUUUUAUUUAUUUAUUUGACAGAGAGACAGCAAGAGAGGGAACACAAAGAGGGAAGUGGGAGAGGGUGAAGCAGGCUUCCAACUGAGCAGGGAUCCCGAUGCAGGGAUCCUGGGAUCCUGAUUGUGAUCCUGAGCUGAAGGCAGCCACUUAAUAGCUGACCCACCCAGGUGCCUCCUGCAUGAACUUUUAAAUCAUGUAGAAUUUUUUUAAAAGAUUUUAUUUAUUUAUUUGACAGAAAUCACAGGUAGGCAGAGAGGCAGGCAGAGAGAGAGGAAGGGAAGCAGGUUCUCUGCUAUACAGAGCACCUGAUGCAGGGCUUGAUCCCAGGACCCUGGGAUCAUGACCCGAGCCCAAGGCAGAGGCCUUAACCCCCUGAGCCACCCAGGUGCCCCAAAUCAUGUAGAAUUUUUAAAAUGGUAAAUUGUCCAUGUAUUUAUAUUUACAAGUGAUCUUUAUUCCUUCAUAAUGCCCUUUGAUUUCAAGUGGAAGGACUCCCUUUAGCAUUUCCUGCUGGGAAGAUCUAGUGGUAAUAAGCUUCCUUGGAUAUUGCUUAUCUAGGAAUUAAUUCUCCUUCCUUUUGAAAGACAAUUUUACCAGAUAUGUGAUUCAUGGUUACCAUUUCUCUUUUCUUUUAAUAUUUUGAAUGUACCAGCCCACUGCCUUCUGGCUUCUAAGGAUUCUGAUGAAGAAUCUGUGGAUAAUUUUACUGAAUAUCCUUUGUAUGUGACAAGUCCUCUCUCCUGUGCCUUUCAAAUUUUUCUGUCUUUGUCUUUUGACUGUAAUUUGUCUUGAUUUGGGCUUCUUUGAAUUUAUUCCUGAGGUUCAUUGAGCUUCUUGGAUGCUUAUAUUCAUGUAAUUCAUCAAAUUGCGGAAGUUAAUUCUUCAAGUUAUCUCUCUCCUUUCUCUCAUCUCCUGGAACUCCUACAAUACGUAUAUUGUUCUGCUUGAAGGUGUUCCAGAGGUGCCUUAUAUUCUGUUCACUUUCAUCUUUUUUUCUUUAAUUUUCCUAUCUUGAAGUUCACUGAUUCUUCUGUAUUGUCACAUCUGCUUUUGAAUCCCUCUAGCAAAUUUUUCAUUGCAAUUAUGGUAAUUUUAGCUCCAGAGUUUUUUUUUUUUUUUUUUUUUUUUUUUUUUUUUUAUGUUUUCUGUAUCUCGAGAUAUUUCCAUUUUGUUCAUACAGUACUCUCUUGCCUUUCUCCUUGUCUUCCUUAGUUAUUUGGUCAUCUGUAAGAUAGUCUUUUUAGUCUUUGUCUAAUGGAGCUGCCAUCAGAUCUUAAGAGAUAGUUUCUGAUGAUUUUCUUUCCCCCUGAAUGGGCCAUACUUUCCUGUUUCUUUAUAUGCCUUGUGAUUUUUUUUUUUUUUUGAACAGUGGACAAUUUAAAGUUAAUAAUGUGUUAAUUCUGGAAAUAAAUUUUUUUUUAAUAUUUAUUUAUUUGACAGAGAUCAGAAGUAGGCAGAGAAGCAGGCGGAGAGAGGAGGAAGCAGGCUCCCCACUGAGCAGAGAGCCCAAUGCGGGGCUUGAUCUCAGGACCCCAAGAUCACGACCCAAGCUGAAGGCAGAGGCUUUAACCCACUAAGCCACCCAGGUGCCCUGGAAAUAAGAUUCUUAAUCUUUCCCCAGGGUUUGCCAUUUUUACUUAAUUUUUAAAAUUUAACUGUUAUAAGCUGUCUCUGCUGGGGAACAGCCUGUGGUAUAUCUCAGGUCUUUUCUGAGCCUGUGCCUUGACUUUCAAAAUUCUCCUAUAUAUGUGAUUGCUUUGGAAUGUCUUAAUCGUAAAUAUUUGGCUCCCAAAAAGAGAGAGUGGAAAAAUGAAGGGGAAAAAAUGUGCUGGUACUUUCAAUUCCCUGGAAGUCACUCUGCCAGAGAGGGAGGGGCUUGCAGCAAUUGGAUAAGGGUUGCACAAAUGGCUGCCCACUGUGUGUUUUCAUCUCUGCUAUCAGGUUGGAGCACAGAUCCUCAACAUUUGGAGAGUGGGGUUCUACCUAGACUCCCAAAAAUUGCAUGCAAGGUGCUCCAGGGACACACAAAUGGCUGCCUGCUACAGGGCAAGGGGAUAAGGGAUGGGAGCUGCUACAGUGCUAAGGACUGACACUGACCCAAAUUAACUGUCAUUUACUACUGCUUAAGCCUUCCUCUGGAAGUUGUAAGCCUUUGAAUGGACCCCAGAGUUCCAAAGUAGUUACAAUAGACACAAUUCUGCCAGUACAGUUUUUGUCAGAGUAGGGAGAUGACUUCCUAAUGCUUCUUAUCUACUGUCUUUGCAGAAUCCUUAUUCAAACACACUGUAACUUUUUAACACUUUUAUAUGUUAUAUGACAUGGGUUUUUAGCUAUUCAAAAUUAAGCUAUGACUGUGAAUGUACAGGUCUUCAUAGGGGCUGAUGCUUUUGUUUCCCUUGUGAUAAUAUCUAGGAGUACAGUACCUUUGUCACAGGGCAGAGGAAUAUUUAAAUUUUUAGAAAUGGACAAACUGUGUUUUAAAGUGCUUAUACCAUGUUACUUUCCCCCAGCAGUGAAUGAAUUCCAGUUCUUCCAUAUACUAGGCAACAAUUGCUAUGAUCAAUGUUUUUAAUGUUUGCCAUUUUAACAGGUAGGUAGAAUCUCACUGUCGCUUUACCUUGCAUUUAUCUAAUGGCUCAUGACCUUGAGCAUUUUUAAAAUGUUAUUUACCACCCACAUAUCUUUGGUAAAAUGUCUUUGCAUUCAUAUCUUUUGCUUAUUGUUGAAAUAAAUGUUGGUUAAUAUUCCUCUUUUCAUUAACAAGAAUACAAUGAAACAGCAAAGAACUUUGUUGGAACUUCAGUCAUUUAUCAAUGAUAUUGGUAACUUAUUUACUUUGAGGUAGUAAGUUUGAAUAUUGAAAAUAUUUCCUCAAAAAGUUAUGUUGUUCCCAGUAGAAAACUAUAGACAUAGUACCCUUUUAAUUUGAAUUACUAACAUGUCUAUUUUCUUAAAUCAUCACAGCUAAUGAAACAAUAAGUCAAGCUCUGAGUUAGAGUGUUUACCAUGUGGCCAUUUUCAAGGUAUGACAUGCUGUCCCUGACUGGGAAGUUGGAAACUAUGUGGACACCAUUCUAUUCUAUUCUAUUCUAUUUCCAUCACAGAGAUGCAACAGAUGUAAAUAAACUUAUUAUUUAACUUAAUAGA
This is a messenger RNA of Mustela lutreola (European mink), 9846 nucleotides long. RefSeq names its product zinc finger protein 792-like. Gene Ontology annotation, biological process: negative regulation of transcription by RNA polymerase II. Bases 194 to 2209 code for a protein of 671 amino acids. The transcript has 4 exons. Gene Ontology annotation, molecular function: DNA-binding transcription repressor activity, RNA polymerase II-specific. The record is from RefSeq and is a predicted model, not a curated record. Lineage: Eukaryota; Metazoa; Chordata; Mammalia; Carnivora; Mustelidae.